AUGCAGAACAUCAGAAGAAUCUCCUCUCUGCAACUGGACAUCUUAUUUAAAGCAUGGAGACCCAGCCACCCAUUAUCUUUCACACAAGUAAUGGAUCACCUCACUGUCAAAUUGACUUGUAAUCUAAUGGAUUACCUAGCUAAAGAAAUACCGUUGCUUUUCAAUUCAAAAUGGCACAAGUUUCUAACCGCAAAGUUGGUUCACAUCAUCAAUAUUUCCACCUUUGCUGCAUCAAUUGCUGAUACUUCUGAGAAAAAGGAAGCUAGAAAUCAAGUUGACAAGAUGCCCGUGUUUCUGGUCUCUGACAUUUUGAAGCAAUCUACAAAAAUCAGGAUUUCUGGCUGUUUUCUGGACCAGCUUGUGGAACUCAUGAUGUUGGAGAUGAUGAAAUGGGCCCAAAACUUUCCAGAAGCUGUCAAAUGGAGGAUAGAGUCGACUGUCCAGGGUCCUCUUUAA
This is a messenger RNA of Puccinia graminis f. sp. tritici CRL 75-36-700-3, 456 nucleotides long. RefSeq lists its product as uncharacterized. Bases 1 to 456 code for a protein of 151 amino acids. The transcript is spliced from 4 exons. The record is from RefSeq and is a predicted model, not a curated record. Lineage: Eukaryota; Fungi; Basidiomycota; Pucciniomycetes; Pucciniales; Pucciniaceae.